Eublepharis macularius is the source of this 1830-nucleotide messenger RNA. Its product is annotated as vomeronasal type-2 receptor 26-like. The record is from RefSeq and is a predicted model, not a curated record. Gene Ontology annotation, biological process: G protein-coupled receptor signaling pathway. Bases 1 to 1830 code for a protein of 609 amino acids. Lineage: Eukaryota; Metazoa; Chordata; Lepidosauria; Squamata; Eublepharidae. Gene Ontology annotation, cellular component: membrane. The transcript has 5 exons. Gene Ontology annotation, molecular function: G protein-coupled receptor activity.
AUGGAAGAGUUAUCUUCCUUGCUGCAGCCUCUGGUGCUGCUUCUCUUGCUUCUGAUGCUCCCUCGAGUUGAAUCCAAAGCACAGCCUGCUGCAUGUGGCAUGCAUGAGACCCUCCACGCCCAACACCAGUAUUAUCAGCAAGGGGACCUCAUAAUUGGUGCAAUGGCCUCUAUGCUCUUUGCCCCUUCCUACACUCCAAUUGUCUUCCAAGGGAACCCCCUGACAGAGAUGGAUGAUGCCUACACCACAGUGCUGAAAAACUACCAGCAUAUCCUUUCCUUGGUUUUUGCGGUCAAAGAGAUCAACGAGAACCCAAAACUCUUGCCCAACCUCACCUUAGGGUUCCACAUUUAUGAAAAUUACUUCAAUGCACGGAAAACUUAUCAGAACACAUUGAACCUUCUCUUCAGUCAAAAGAUAGCUGUCAUCAACUACAAAUGUGACAGCCAGAAGGACCUAAUAGCGGCCAUUGGUGGAGUUGACUCCGAUACCUCCCUCCACAUGGCCACCAUCUUAGGCGUCUAUAAGAUUCCACAGCUUCACCCUUUCCUGAGGAGUACCUCAUUUAACAACAGUGCUGGGGAUAAGGUAUCUUUUGAUGAAAAGAGAGAAUUUAUAGGAGGAUUUGAUAUUGUAAACUGGGUCACAUUUCCAAAUCAGUCUUUCUUAAGGGUUGAAGUAGGGAAAAUGGAUCCGCAAGCUCCCCAGGGCAGAGAAUUUUCCAUUAAUGAGAUGGACAUUACAUGGCACAGCCACUUUAAACAGGUUGUACCUCUUGCUCUGUGCAAUCCCAAGUGUCACACAGGUCACAGCAAGAAACGGAAGGAGGGGGAGCCAUUUUGUUGCUACGACUGUGAUCGUUGUCCAAAAGGGAAGAUUUCCAAUGAGGAAGAUAUGGAUGACUGUUUCAGAUGUCCAGAAGAUCAGUAUCCAAAUGUUGGUCAAAAUCACUGCCUUUCCAAGAUCCUGAACUUCUUGUCUUUUGAAGAACCUUUGGGCAUCAGUUUGGCUGUUUUGGCUCUCUCCCUUUCUGGGAUCACAGCUGCGGUGUUAGGAAUCUUCCUCAAGCACAGGAACACUCCCAUUGUCAAAGCCAACAACCGGAAACUCACCUUCACGCUGCUCCUAUCCCUUUUGCUCUGCUUCCUCAGCUCCUUGUUCUUCAUUGGUUUGCCACAGAUUCUGAACUGCCUUCUACGCCAGACUGCUUUUGGCAUCAUCUUCUCUGUGGCUGUUUCUUCUGUGCUGGCCAAAACCAUCACUGUGGUUCUGGCUUUCAUAGCUACUAUACCAGGGUCCAGGAUGAGGAAAUGGCUGGGGAAGCCGUUUUCAAACUCUGUUGUUCUUUGCUGCUCAUUUAUUCAGUCUAGUAUCUGCAUGGCGUGGCUGUGUACUUCUCCUCCAUUCCCAGACGUUGACACGCACUCUCUGAAUGAAGAAAUCAUAGUGGAAUGCAAUGAAGGAUCUACCAGGAUGUUUUAUUGUGUUCUGGGCUACAUGGGAUUUCUUGCUCUUGUUAGCUUCCUCGUGGCUUUCUUGUCUAGAAAACUACCCGACACCUUCAAUGAAGCCAAGUUUAUCACGUUCAGCAUGUUGUUGUUUUGCAGCGUGUGGGUGUCCUUUGUUCCAACUUACUUAAGCACGAAAGGGAAAUAUAUGGUAGCAGUGGAGAUCUUCUCCAUCCUGGCCUCUGGGGCUGGAUUACUGGGUUGCAUCUUUUCCCCUAAAAUAUACAUUAUUGUGCUGAAGCCUGAACUGAAUGUCAAGGAACAGCUUUCAGUGAGUAACAAGCGGAAAAGAAAUAAUGCAAUGAAAUCAACUGGCAAGUAG